Stereum hirsutum FP-91666 SS1 is the source of this 1551-nucleotide messenger RNA. Its product is annotated as cytochrome P450. The coding region runs from base 1 to 1551 and encodes 516 amino acids. Gene Ontology annotation, molecular function: heme binding; oxidoreductase activity, acting on paired donors, with incorporation or reduction of molecular oxygen; monooxygenase activity. The record is from RefSeq and is a predicted model, not a curated record. Lineage: Eukaryota; Fungi; Basidiomycota; Agaricomycetes; Russulales; Stereaceae. The transcript is spliced from 12 exons.
AUGGCGAGCCAUAGUCACGAAUUACUACUGGUAACUCUUGCUUUUUUGUCCUUACUUGUUAUACGAACAUUCUUUCGCCGUCAAUACAACUCGUCUGGUCUGCCGUACCCACCUGGUCCUCCGCCCACCUUUAUAUUCGGUAACUUGUUCGACGUACCAAAGAAGCGUGCGCCUUUUGCUUUCGCUGAAUGGUCGAAACGUUACAACAGUGAAAUUGUAUCAUUCCAUAUCCCUGGCUCACACACUAUCAUCAUCAACUCCGCAAAGGUCGCAAAGGUUAUCUUUGAGCAGAGAUCAUCCAUUUACUCCGAUAGGCAGCAUCACGAGAUGCUAUACUUGACGGGCUGGGAUCUAAACUUCGCCUUCAUGAGAUACGGCCCUUCCUGGCGUGCUCAUCGUCGUAUCGUCCAUCAAUAUUUCCGCUCUGACGCCAUGGAGAAGUUUUACCCACUCCUCGUCUGUCGAAACAACCAACUAUUACAAAACCUCCUGAGAGAUCCUGAGAAUGUGGUCGAUCAGCUAAAGCAUCAUGCAGGAUCCCUUCCGAUGAAGCUUUCGUACGAUUACAAUAUCGACGCAAACGGAGACCCUCUGAUCCAAAAGGUCGAGGAAUCGAUGUCUGUGCUGGCCCAAAUUAUGAUCCCUGGGCACUUCCUCGUUGAGUCAUAUCCAUUCCUGGCUCGUCUUCCGGAAUGGAUUCCGGGGAUCUCCGGAUUCAAGGCGUGUACUCGGAAAACGAGAGUCCUCAACUACUCGAUUGAAAACGAAUUGUUCGAAAAAACGAAGAAUCAAAUAGCUGCUGGAACGCCGCCACCGUCCCUCCUGGCAGAUGCUCUCCAUAAGAACAAUCAAGGAGAGCCUGGAGAGUUUGUCAUCAAAAGGGCUUUUGCCACCAUUCACGUCGCGGCGGCUGACACAUCCAUGGCAGCGCUCACGGGAGCGAUGGUGGCUCUCAUACAUCACCCUCAUGUCCAAGCUCGCGCUCAGGCCGAAAUAGAUCUCAUCGUGGGCAGGGACCGACUCCCCAACUUCACGGAUAUGGACGAAUUGCCCUACGUUUCGGCGAUAUGUAGGGAGGUGAUGCGCUGGAAACUUGUCACCCCAAUGGCUGUGAGUCAUGCGGCCGUAAAAGACGACAUAUUCGAAGGUUACUUCAUUCCUAAGGGUUCUACCGUCGUCGGGAAUUCUUGGGCAAUUCUCCAUGAUCCGGAACUCUACCCUGAUCCAGAGCGCUUCCACCCAGAGCGCUUUCUGACGCCCGGUGGCACACUAAACGAUGACGAAAUUUUGGCAUCUUUUGGAUUUGGUAGAAGAAUAUGCCCCGGCCGACACCUAGCAAGUGCCACCUUGUGGUUAUCUGUUGUAUAUCUUCUAGCUGUCUUCGAUAUCGUAAAGAUGAAGGACGAGAAAGGGAAGGACAUUGAGGUGACAACAGAAUGGGUGGACAGUGGCAUUAGUCGUCCGAUGCCGUUCCAAUGCACUGUCCGUCCUAGAGAUGCGAGGGCCGUAGAUUUGAUACAGUCACUGGACGUGAGCGUGCCAGUUUCAUGA